Molecule: messenger RNA, 498 nt
Organism: Soboliphyme baturini
Lineage: Eukaryota; Metazoa; Nematoda; Enoplea; Dioctophymatida; Soboliphymatidae
Source: the annotation of a GenBank genome assembly
AUGAUCGAUUUGAUAAUCGUAUCGUCUGACCUAAGACGCUCACUAGAGGAUGUUCGUGUUAAGAUAGGCGUCGAGCUAUCAACCGAUCACCAUCUUGUUGCUGGUACGCUACGUUGUAAGAAAUGCAGUACCAUACGAAGAUCUGGUGGCAGAAGCAGCCAGAGAAUCAGAUGGGCGUUAUGUUCGGUAGACACGAGUGCGAAAUUUCCAAACAGCAUCGUAACUUGGUUUGAACAUAUCCCGGUGAUGACUACCGAUGUGGAAACUGAGUGGCAGCUCUUUAAGUGUGGCAUCUUCGAGGCUGCCGCCGAAUGCUGCGGAUUUAAACGGGUUGGCCCGCCGCUUGGAGUCAAAGAGAAGAAGGCAGUAUUCAAGAAAUGGCUUGGAAACGAAGAGGUUUCUACUAGCGCGCGAUAUGUGGAGGCAGCAAGGCGUCAGCAAAAGCAUUGGGAAGCUGAAGCUGAUUUCUGGGAGAAGUUCGGUGAGUUGUUGGACUAA